This is a messenger RNA of Acanthochromis polyacanthus (spiny chromis), 1927 nucleotides long. RefSeq lists its product as uncharacterized. Gene Ontology annotation, molecular function: nucleotide binding. Bases 317 to 1615 code for a protein of 432 amino acids. NCBI's taxonomy places the organism in Eukaryota, Metazoa, Chordata, Actinopteri, Pomacentridae. The record is from RefSeq and is a predicted model, not a curated record. The transcript is spliced from 14 exons.
UUAGUGUGGUAAUACUUUCUAUAUAGGCAUGAAGCAGCAGUUCUCUUCUAAUCUUGCAGCAAGUGGCAUUUUUAAAGCAAGAAGAGUAGUUUCCGAGGUGCAGUGAAUGCAGCACGGGUAAAGCGAUGCUGCCUUCAUUGACUGCAGGGGGCGUGAGGAGACGGUCGGGCUGCUUCCUGCUCGGUUUUCUGGUGAAGCAGCGCUUUCUGGUUGCCGUUUUCUGGACUCUGAUGAUUUUCAGCUCCAGAAGAGACGCGGAAGAAGGACGGAAAGCUGAGAGAACUGUGUGGGACAGAACAGUUCUCAGGUCUCCAGAAUGACUUCUCCUGUCCGUGUGAUCGUGGCUGGAGCUGGAUGUCGAGGAGAGCUCCACUCUAGUUAUGCAUCUAUCCACCCUGAACGCAUGAAGGUCGUUGCAGUGGCCGACCCGAGGAAGUUCGCUCGCACCAAACUUCAGAAGCAGCACAACAUUCCAGAUGAAAACAUGUUUGAAGACUGGCAAAGCAUGUUGGAGAGAGACAAGUUUGCAGACGCCGUGUUAAUUUGCACUCCGGAUCAACUUCAUAAGGAGCCUGCUGUGGCCUUUGCAAAGGAAGGCUACCAUAUUCUGCUGGAGAAACCAAUGGCAACGACUGCAGAGGACUGCGUAGCCAUCGUAGAGGCUUGUAUUCAGAGCGGUGUGAUGCUGUCUGUGGGCCACGUUCUCCGCUACGAUCCACUCAUCCGCAAGAUUAAGGAGCUCAUAGACGCUGGAGCCAUUGGUGAUAUCAUCCAUAUUCAGCACCUGGAGCCGGUCGGCUAUUACCACUUUGCUCACUCGUUUGUUCGAGGAAACUGGAGAAACGAAGCAGAAAGCUCUUUUGCUCUUCUGGCCAAGUCGUGUCAUGACAUCGACCUGAUCCAUCACUGGGUGGGAGAUCGCAGGUGUGUGAAAGUGUCAUCGUUUGGGUCCGUUAGCCACUUCCAAAAAAAGCACAAGCCAACAGGUGCUUCAGAUCGCUGCCUCGACUGUCCGAUAGAAGAAAAGUGCCCGUACUCAGCACGUAAAAUCUACCUGAACAGCGUGAAACGGGGUCACACCGGCUGGCCAGUGAGCGUCAUCUGUCCGAGCUCGUCCCCAGACGUCGAGUCGGUAACCGAGGCGCUGAGGACCGGACCGUACGGCCGCUGUGUCUACGAGUGUGACAACGACGUCUGCAGUAACCAGAUUGUUAACAUGGAGUUUGCAGGAGGAGUGACGGCAGCUUUUUCCAUGGUGGCGUUCACAGAGGAGCUUUGCAGACGAAAAACCACCAUCUAUGGCAGCAAGGGAGAGCUGUCAUACGACGGUAAUGAGAUCCGCGUGUUCGACUUCCUGACCCAGAGAUCAGAGACCCAGAGAGCCAUACAGCACACGGUAGUCGGUAAAGCUAACAGGACGUUUAGCAUGGCGGGACACGCUGCAGCCGACUACCACCUCAUUCAUGCCUUUAUUUCUGCUGUGGCGAACAACGAUCCGUCCCUGAUCCGGUCGGGUCCGGAGGAGACGCUGCUGAGCCAUCUGCUGGUGUUUGAAGCGGAGCGUUCGCGACUGGAGGGCAGAGUGGUUUACUGUGAGGACAGAAAGCCCAGCUAGGGGACCGGCAAGCAUUCUGAGCAGAUUAGAGAUAAAAAUCUAACUUUAAAAUGAUAUCCAAAUCACUGAAGAGGCUUUUAAACUGAUAGAUAAAGGAGAAAAUUUGUGUAGUGUGUAAUUGUUUCAGUAUCGUCUGUGACGGUACUAAAGUGAGGCGUUGUACUCUCAAUAACUUGAUGAUUAGUCGUUCAGUCGUGUUUUAAUACGUUUCUGUAAAUGCUCACGCCAGUUGAUCUGUCACAGAUUUGUGAAACUCUCAGGGCUACAGUAGAUAUAAAUAUAGUGCCUAUUAAAGGGCCAUAUGAUAAAAUA